Messenger RNA from Paramuricea clavata, 432 nucleotides. The record is from the annotation of a GenBank genome assembly. Lineage: Eukaryota; Metazoa; Cnidaria; Anthozoa; Malacalcyonacea; Plexauridae.
AUGCCUGGUUUUUCUAUCGAGUGUACCUCUUGCAACACCACUACACCUAUGGCAACGUCGGCUACAAUCUCCAAUCGAGGAAGAUCAUUUGAUGUAAAUAGACAGGCUGUAUAUCACUCAUUGGAAACUGGUGGUGGAUACGAGUCGUUAUCGACAUUUUGUGGAAUAAUGAGCAUGCCAUGUAUUUCCAAGAAAGCCUAUCAAGUGCAAGUAGAUGUAAUUCUGGAAGCACAACAGUCAGAAGCUCAGGCUGAAUUAACGAAAGCAGGGAAAAAACUGUGUGAUGUUCUGGUACAAGAAAGUGACAAUGAACUAGCAACCGAUGACAUUCUAGAUGUUACUGUUAGUUUUGACGGAACAUGGGCCAAACGAGGGUUUACCUCUCUAUUUGGUGUGUUAAAUAUCUCCCCUGGUAAUCACAAAUUGAAGUAA